GACAGAUUGCUUCGGUGGAAAACGUUUAAGUGUGGAAUAAUAUUGAUUAGUUUACUUAUAUGAUUGUGUGUUGUGUGUGGGACCUUUUGAGUCAAUGUCUAGGCCCGCCGCGGGCAUAGCAAACAAAGGAUUUUCGAAAUAAAGUAGAGUUAUUCUUAGAAUUACAUACUUUUAUAGAGUUGUAACGCUCUUGAAAAUUUGACUACUCUAUUUUCGUCGUAGUCGUAGCUAGGAUUAGAUUUUCGCAACCCCACCCCCCACAAAAAUAAAGCAAAAAUAUUUAAAAAUCAUCACGAAAAAUAUGUCCAGUCAGCCAAAAUUUCUAAAUAUAAAGGAAAACAUGUCCUCCAGCGUAAACCGUAUACUCAGUCCAGUCUUUCAUAUGCCAGUAAUUAAACUAUUUAAUUGUUUUAUUUUUUUUUUCCUUGUCACUUCCGCAAGGGAUAUAUACAUUACCUUAGAUUUUUUCUCAAAUGUGAACUCUAUGUAUUGAUUAAUUGAAUUUUCAAAUUAUAAAUUAAGGUAGUGAACGCAUUUAUCGUGAGAGCAUUUGUUUUCUGAGCUUUCUUUUUAAAAAAAAAAACAAACACAUCUGUACAUGCUUCCAUUCUUUGCAUUUUCAUUAAAUUGGUUUCCAUGCUAUUAGCUAUUAAACCAUGUAUAAGUUAACUGAAAAUACGUUAUCUCGAGACAAGGAAGUGAAUUAAGAAUGUGACACUGUCGGUGUUAAACUUGGAUUCUAAUGCAAAUAAAGGAGUUGUGAUCAGUGUAGCUCUGAAGCAUUUCAGAGUUAAAAUAAAUCUUAUUUUAACUUGACAUGUAAGUACAUUUUAACUGAAGUCAGCAGCGAUUAAAAUUACGAAAUUAACAUCUGAACAACAAUUCAGAUACCAGGGAAAACAAAAUUGUAGAACAAUACAAAUAAAUGUAUGAAUGUAUUCUCAACUGGCCGAUCUCAUAUUUUAUUGAUCUUAUAGGCAUUAAAACUUUGCUCACAGAUCAUUAUACUAACUAACUGAUUUGUAAAAGUUAACAAUGAUAAUCUACACAUGACUAUUCUUAAUGAGACAAACUGUUCUGUUAAAUUUCAUUUUAAGCAUACUUUAUUUUGAACAGAUUUUAUUUUAAACAAAUUCAACUUUAAAAAAAAAUUCAUUCUAAAUGGAUUUUAUUUUUAAAACAUUUAUUCUUAAAUUUAGGAAACGGUGAAAUUGUAUAAUUAAAUUAUUUUACCGUUUCAAAGACAGUUUCAUUUUCCCAAAGUACAAUUUCUUUUUGAAAUAUUUAGAGGUUGGCCUAAAUAAAGUUUACUUCUUUCAUUUUUUUCAGUUUACAAUUUCAGAUAUACGGUGAUAAAAAAUCAUGACAUUAAUAGUGUCAUGGUCUGUAUUAAUUGUGGUACAGUCCGUUAUAUACAAUUCAGCACAAUGUAAGUUGAAUUUAGCAACAAAACUGAUUUCAUUAAGAAGAGAACAUACAUGAGAAAAUAAUUGUACAGUUUACAAAAAACAAAAAAGUGUAAUUUUGAUGACCUUUUAGUUAAAUGAAUGUCAACUGGUUUCAAAAAGCAUUAUUUUAAAUGCAAUAAUCAUUAAUUUCAUGCAGUGAAAUGUAGGUUCUCUGCUUUUAUUUGGGAGUCAAUUAAUUAUAUAUAUUUUUUAAAAUUUAAAAAUUUUUUUUUUAAAUCUUAGACGUUUAAGAUGCAAAGAUUAUAAUGCACAUUUUUUCAGUGAAUUACUUAUGCAUAAACUAUUAGAUAAAUAAUUUAAUUGCAACAUUUGUCCAUAACAGCAUGUGAUACAACAGACCAUUUUAACAACUGGUUUGAUGCUAACUGCCAGUACAAAUGUCACUGUAAGAAUGAUGCAGCUUGUGAUGUUACCAAUGGUGACUGCCCUAAUGGAUGUGCUAUUGGAUGGUUUGGUCCAGCUUGUCAGUAUGGUAGGUUAUUAUUAAUUAGAAAUCGCCCCAAAACAUUUGAAACUUCAAUUUUGGACGUUUUCCCUGCUCAACAAUGUCAAAAGUACUACAAUUUGCCCCGAACUAACUCCCCAGACACUCACACUGACCUUCCUUUGUAAUAUUAACAUAUUAUCCGUUUCUAGAACAUUGUAUUCUGAUUUUUAAUGUAUAAUUAUAACUCAUAACGUUGUAAAAAAAAAAAUUUUCCCCAAAUAUUUACGAAUAUAUCUGCGUGCUUCCCAGAAAUCACACAAUCUAAAUAAGAACUAAUUUAAGUUUCUGUUAUGAAGAAGAAGAGUUCAAUGAAUGGCUGUUUUUUUUUACGCUAGAGAAAGAAUUUAAUGUAGAUGUCUGGUGUUUGAAUUGUUUUAGUUGGAAAAUGUCAGAUUUAUUAAAAUAUAAUUUUAUUUAUGUGCUGGAAAUAUAUGCGCAAUGUAAUAAAAAUAUUUCCAUUUGUUUGGAUCAAUAAAAGAAUAUUUUCUGAUAAUAAAUCAACACAUAUCCCAACAUUACCUAAACCUCAUUUCUUCCUUAACCCACCAAUUCGUUUUAACUUCAGUUUGUCCGUGUCCCGUUAACACUCAAACUCUACACAGUUCUCAAUUUUUUCUAAUCUUUCCACCAUAACUGACUGCUUCUUUCAAUAAUUCAGAAGGUAUUUACACAAUAGUACAUUUUAUAAAUAAUGCUUCCAUCUAAUAAACUCCUGGCUACUUAUUAAAAAUAACUUAAGAAUAAAAGUAAUUUUAAGAUUUUUAAAAAAAAAGUGUAACUUACCUUUCACAAAUGUAAACAGCAAACAAAAGUCACAAUUUAAAAAAAAAAAUACUUGAAAACAAAUUUAAACUUUUCAUGAUAGAAUUAGAGAAACCAUGUUGUAAUUAUGUCACUUCUAUUAUCCUUAUACCAUAAGAUUUACAGCACUAAUAUUUUUUAAUAAUUUUCUCCUGUCAUUGUACCUGGGCCUAUAUGCAAUACUAUAUAUACCAGCUUUUAAACCCGACGCAUUUAUUUCAAUUCAUUUAUUAUCUCUUAUCAUUUGAUUCUGGAACCCCUCGUGUAACGUAUUGUAGUUAAAGCGGUUAAGUGAAUUUCAUUUGCUUACAUUUUAGAAACCAUAUACCGACAGAGAUGAGACUAAAAAGUCUAUAUGGAAGCCAUUCUUUAAAUUGUAUUUUAAUUUUAUUUUCGAAAUUAAUUUGUAUGUGCUGGAACUUGAGACCAAUCCCAUUUUUAUAUCUUAAUUAUAUUUUUAAAGUAGAUAUAUUUUCAUGCGUUGAGUCAAAGUUGAACUACUUCUUAAGCUGUUGUCUGCUUUUUCAAUACUACCUUUAAGAAGUUCUGCCUUAAAAUACCUUGCUGUAAUAUGAUGAGGCAGCUUUUGUGUAAUCUAGUGGAUUGGUCAAUUGCGUCAGUCUUGUAAUUAAUGAGAUGAAAUUGAAAUAAAAUUUAAGAACGAUAAUGUGCUUGACGUAGCAUUUUUUCUAAUUAUUUUUUUCAAUUAAUAAUGGUAAAGAGUUUUUAAAAAAUUCAGUCUGAAAUUAAAAACAUGGCCAGAAUGAAGAAAGAACAAUCAUACUUUAAAACUACUACAAGUUUCACUCAUGGUAUUAACUGUGUGGGCUAUCCUUGUAGACCAGGGGUCGCCUAAGACCAUAAGUAAACACAUAUUUAUGAAACAGAAACGAAAAUAAAUGUAUGUUUGGGUGUCACCACAAAAUGAGCAAUUGUAUUGAAGGGUCGUGGUAUUAGAAAACUUUAGAACUACCGCUGUAGACUUAUAAACAUGAUCUGCUGCCUAGCACUCUUCAUACUUUUCUAGGGUGGUAGCGUUAAGAUAUCGUAUCAGCAUUGUCUUUUCAUCCAGACCUAGUAAUUAUGACUUCUGGAAAUCUUUUCAUGGGGUCAAAACAAUUGAAGUCGUGCAAUUUUUUGUUAUUUGCAAAAGGUCAUAUCUUAUUCUUAUCUAUCACUUUGUGGAAUUUCAAUUAACCAAUUUGAGCUUAACCACACCCUCUUUUUUUGUAUUAUGAAUUUGGUAUAUAUUUAGUUUUACUCCAGGGUGAGUAUGUUUGUACAUCCGGCGAAAUCGAUUGGUAACUUAUUGCUCGUUUAAACUAAUUUAUUGUUUAGUGUGUUGUACACGGUUCAAAUAAUGAUGAUGGAUAUCAUGUUUGCACAAUGUACAUUUAAUCGCUGAGGCAUACAUCACACGUUUAAACAGGUGUCAAGAUGUUUCAUUCUGUUAUCAAUUUUGUUCAUGCAAUAUUUAGCUUCAUUUGUGUUAGCUUUUUAAUUGCUCUGGCGUCUGAGCAUUCAAUAGAAAUAUUAUGAAUAUGUCUCUUCUUGUUUUAUUAUAUUUAAUUCCGUACACUUUUUUUUUUUCAUUUACAUUUCAUGAAUUUGAUCUCAAACUCUAGACAUAGUCAGGUAAGUUAUUGUGUUUAUUUUACCUUCUUGUUAUCUUGUUUUUGUUCUCUAGAAGAUUAAUCCUAUAACACCUAAUAAAGUGUCAUCUUAAGGCAUUGACACAUAGUACAGUUUCCCAAGUGCUGACGCUUCUAAGGCCACACACUUCAAAGCCACACAUUAUGCCUAUAUUGUUGAAAAAAUAUUUACAUAUCUUUUGACAAUUUGAUUUAAUUUGAAUUUGAAAGGUUAUUAAAGCAUGUUUAACAAGUGUUUGUGGCAUUCAUAAUCGAUUUUCAAUUCAUUUAAGAUGUUUAGGUCUUUAUUUAAGAGUUUUUGUAAUAUUGCUUGUAAUCUAUUGUAGAAUGUUUCUUUUUCUUCUUCUUUGCUAUCAUAGGUGGGUGCGCAAUACUGUAUUAUUUUGAUCUGUAUUUUGCUUUUCUUUGUUCGGAAAGUUGCUUUGAAAAACACGCUUCAUCAUUCAUCCCCAAAGCCUCGAAGCAUGGUACACAGUCUAGUAUAUUAAACGGGAAAUUAAAUAAUCUAUAAUAUACCACAUUGAAAUAUAAAAUGCAACAUUGCAAAAACUAUUUACGAGAAUACACACUCUAUGUCUUUCAAACCUAACAACCAUAAACAACACAGGGCAAUACACAUCCACAAGAUAAUAGCUAGACAACAUCAUCCCAGCAGUUGUUUGCGAAAUAGAUCUGCCUUAAAAUCAGUUUUUAAAGACUCAUGUGACUGGCUGUUUCUAAGAGCGACAGGAAGGGUGUUCCAAAUUAUUGGGCCAGCACAUGCAAAAGUACGGCCCUCGUUAGUCUCAAGACAAACACGUGGUAUCGGGAGUGUGCCCCUAUCAGAUGAGCGGAGUUGUCUAGUGGAUACAUAAGGCAUCAGUAGUUCUCUGAGAUAUGACGGUGCCAGGUAAUGCAAGCAGCGGUAGCACAUAGUUGCAAUUUAGUACUUUAUGCGAGCGCGGACAGGCAGCAGUUGUAACUCUCUCAGAAGUGCUUUAUCAUGGUCAAAUUUGCGUUUACGAAGAACAAUGCGAGCCGCAUUAUUCUGUGCUUUUUUAAUUUAAUGUAGGAGCGUAGCUAAAAGACCCACCAUAAGAGCAUUGCAGCAGUCCAUGCGUGAUAGCACGACUGCAGACAUCAUCGUCUUUGAUACUUCUAACGUUAACAAAGAUCUUGAUCCGGUUUUCACCUUGGUUUUACUAUUCAAAGAGAGGUCCGCUAGGACGAGCAUAUUAACAAUGUGUGCAACAAGGCAACCUAAACACUGGGGUUCUUAAGGCGUAAUCUAAAUAUCGAUAACUCUAGUGUGAAAGAAAGAGCCAAAAAGCCAUUAUCCGUCCCUUUUUAGAUUAGGCAUCUUCAGUCUGGGACCCAUUUACCCAGAAGAGUAUUGACAGGUUGGAGGUUUCCAGCAAUGGGCAGCAUGCUUAGUUCUGAACCGCUACAGGAAUACCUCUAGUGUUGACAUCAUGCUAGAAACACUGAGGUAGUCAUCGUCGAAGGAACGACAAGACGUAUGCAGGAUCUCUAUGAUGUACAAGAUAAAUAACCAGUAUUAAAUAGAAACGUGCCCCUCUCCCCCAUAGACAGCGACGAGGCCAUGACAGGCAUUGCAGGCUGAUUCCAGCAAGAAGCCCGUACAGGAACUGCUCAUUCCUGACCAAGACAAUCAGGGACUGGAACAAGCUUUCAAAAGAAACAGUUGAGGUGACAACACUAGACACAUUUGCAUAUAUUACCUUAACAUUUUAAACACCAGCGCAUGAUACACUCACAAAGUAGCCCUUGUAACCUGUGAAAUAUCCUCAUCAACAUCAGGCACAUAAAUAAUAUAAAUCCCAUCUACAUUCAUCGGAGCCAAAAUGAACAAUAAAUUGAUCGCCGGCCCUUAAUAUAUAGAAUAAAAAGUUUACUUUAAUUAUCUAUAUAUAAUAUAAUUAAAUGUUCCAGUUUUUCAAAAAAAAUGUAACACAGUUUUACUAAUUACAAUUAUGAAUAACUGGAACUGAACAUGUAAAUUGCAUAAAAAGAGAAAAUAAUGUGCUUGAGGAAAAUAAUUAACUAGAAGCUUUCUUACAUAUCAAUAUCAGUAAUAACAAAAUUAAAUAUAUUUUUUCGUAGACCUAAAAUGCGUUUUACCUACUUGAAAAAAUACUUCAUUAUGCAAUGAUUUAGCAAAGUUAGUAGAAUGUAAUGUUACUCAUUUAAAGUUAAUCAGUGUGUUACGAUCCACAAAUUUAUAACCUUACGUUUUUAAUAAAGGUCUUUUCUUCUCUUAUACGUAUAUGUCAUUUAAUGCACUGUUAAAUCUCAUUAAGUUACGCCUGUGGCCUUACUGUAAAUUAUGGCGUACAACAAGGCUGUAUUCUGGCCCCAUCACCUUUUAACACUGUAUUCCAAGCAAUGAUGACUGAUGCUUUCCUUGACAAUAACGACGGUUUUCCUAUAAGAUACAAGUCAGACGGAUUAUUUAAUCUUGGGAGACAACAGGCUAUUACGGAAAUUAAAGAAAAGGUUAUUCAAGACCUGCUGUUUUCUGAUGGUUGUGUGCUAAAUGCACGUUUUAAACUGAAAAUGCAGCAAAUAAUUGAUCGCAUUGCAAUGUCCUGCGACAGUUACGGCCUUGCCAACAAUACCAAAAAAAAAAGAGAUUUUGCACCAGCCAGCUCAAGGAAUGGUUUAAGAAAUUGAAAUAUCAGUGAAUCUCCAUGCAUUAGAAAAUUGUACGUAUUUUUCAUGUCCUCAGCAAUAGAUUAUGAGAUCAAUAACCGAAUUUCAAAACAAAAUGUUGCAUUUGAAAGGAUAACCAUGAGUAUGUUGGAGCGAAGGGGUUUCAGUCUUGUCACAUGUCACUAAGCUAAAAGAGUAUAGGGCAAUCGUUUAAACAUCUAUAAUAUAUACGAGCGAGGCAUGGAUAGUGCACUUCGGACAUGCUAGACAGCUACACCAUCUACGUAAAUUUCUUGGAAUAAGGUGACAUGAAUAAUUUCCUGGUACAGAGAUCAAACAAUCGGAAGAUUUAUCAGCAUACACAUGCUUCGGCAAAAAGGACAAGCAUGAUGGACAGGGCAUGUUACAAGUUUGCCGAAUGGCGGACUUCCCAAACGAACUUCCCAGUGAAUUCUUCAGAAGAAUGAGCUCAUUUGGUGGGCAUAAAAAAAACACGUGAAGGACUGUCUAAUAGCUUAACCUAAAUCCAUGGACAUCGAUGUUGAUUCGUGUUAGUCACUUGACAUGGACCAUGCAAGCUGGAGUGGCAGACUCACUGUCGGAGCAAAUCAUCAGAGCAUAAGUGCAACGCUCACAACCAACGAAAAAGUACAAAAACAAAUGAAACCCAAAUCUUACUAGGACACAACAUAACAUGUAUCCCACGUGCGGGAAAGCUUUUCAGGCCCAAAUCGGACUGGCAGGCCAUUUGUGCACUCAUUUUGAAAGAUAUACUUGGUCAUUUUGGCUGGCCACCUGCGUACUCUCGGAUGAGUAUAGACUUGAUCAUCUUGGUAGGUCACCUGCGUACUUACGUUACAAUAUAGCCUUGUCAUUUUGGAUGGUUAGCUGCGUACUCAUCUUUGAAUAUAGAAUUGGUCAUCUUGGCAAGCCACCUGCGUAACACUUUUAAAUAUAGACUUUGUCAUCUUGGCAGCCCACCUGCAGACUUACCGAUGUAUAGACUUUGUCAUCUUAGCAAGCCACUUGUAUACUCAACUUGGAAAAUAUACAUGGUCAUCUUGGCAGGACACCUGCGUACUCGUCGAUGAGUCUAGACUUGGUCAUAUUGGUAUGCCACCUGCGUACUCACUGAUGAAUAUAGACUUUGUCAUCUUUGAAUGCCACCUUCGAACGUAGACUUUGUCAUAUUGGAAGCCCGCCUGAGUACUUAUUGUGGAAUAAUGCCAUGGUAAUUCUCAAGGUGAAGGACACACAACAACGCGAUUUACUUACAAAGAGUGCCUGCCUCUUUUUAUAGGACGUAAUCGGAACAUCAUUGCCGUAAAUUAAUUCUUGAAAAAAUAAAGUGAUUCAAGAAAUUGAAACAAUAGUAUAUCCGCAUGUGUGUGAUAUAAAUUACUGCUUUCAAAAUUUUCAAAAUUUUACCAAGCUUGACGAAAACUGCCUCAUAUUUAGAAAUUAAAAGUUACGUUUUAAACGCCAACCAUUCUAAACAGUUAUACUUUAUUUCAGCGGAUUUAGCAAAAACUGCACAACUUACACUUGCCGACGGCAUAUCCCAAGAUAUUGCAGCGAUUACAGAUGAAAUUGAUACAACCUGUGCAACUCUUACAGGUUCUAGUUUCUCACUUCAUUUGACCUGGCCUUCUAACAUAUACUUCACGUGGUUGAGGCUUGUAGUUGGCAAUGCUGGUACUUAAAUUAUAUUUUUUUCCAAUUUUUUUUAUCAAUUUUUAGUUUUAAAUGCGUCGCACAUUAUUUAUUUGAUCCUUUAUUUAGCAUAGUGUUAACAUUUAUAUUUUCACAGAAAAUUUAAAUCAUUUAUAAUAAAUUGAAAUUUCUGUCCAUAAUGUUUAGAAUUACAAAAGGAAAGUUUUUCAAUAAAUUUUCCUGAUGACGUCACAAUACAAAAUAAGCAAUGUAUAAAUGUCUUUGUUGACAAAAUAACAAUGGACAUUUAUUGCAACAUUUCAAAACCUAUACAAGGAAUUGUCUUGAACGGAUCGUCGGUGAACACAUUAUGUUCACUUUACAUCAGCAAAGGUAACAUGUCAUACUAUUGCAUCAUUUUUAUAUUUAUAAUGGAAUAUUUAUAUAUUUUUUUUCUAAUAUUAAAAACUUUUAGAAAAAAGUUAUCAAGAUAUUUAAAUAUUAAAACAAACAAAAUUAAUUAAAAUUAAAUUGUUACUUUAAUUGCCUCAUAUAUAUUUAUAAAUUCGUUUCCACUCUUGUAUACAGGAUAUGGUAAGGUAUAAAUAAAAUGUUCUGCAUAAUUUCUUUUUUAAAUUUAAUUUUUAAAAUGUAUUGAAGACAAAGCAAUAAUUUUUAAGGAUCUAUUUUUUGUUUAGUAACAGUUGAGUGAAGCUGUCAACUAUAUAUCUUUGCUGUAAGUGUUAACAUACCUUGAUAAAAAUGUGUGCAAAAUAGUGGUCUUGAAAAGAAUGGAAACUUUGUCAAGAGAUAUUUAAAGUACGCAUUAACAGAAGGUCAAUUAAACAAUUUGAAUAAAGAAAUCAAGUAAAUAAGGAAAACGAUCUUUGAUAUUAAGACCAUGACAACUCAAAAUGUAAGAACUUAAAAAGAUUUUAAAUCAAUUUAUCUCCAGGUCGAAAUGUUGCUUUGAAACAGUCUACAAACCAAACAUCAACAAGCAACGACUUUUCUUAUUUCAUCUCAAGCAGUGCUGUAGAUGGUAAAACUAAAUGGAAUGAUCAUUCGUGCACGCACACUAAUAACAAUGGCGAGCCUGCUCCGACAUGGACACUACAUUUUAAAUCAAUUGUUACAGUGAAAAGUUAUACACUCUACAACCGAGUUGAAGGUAAGAAGAAUGUUCAUAAAUUUCAAGUUCCUUUUUAAAAAAAUUUGUACAUGGGGUAGAAUAAAUCUUUGAUAUAGAAAAUUGUAAAUAUAUAAACUAUGAAUUGCCGCAUUUUACUUCAAAAUGUUAUUAUUUAACCAUAAAAAACCAAUAAGUCUGUAAAAGUUGUAUUCCUCUACACCAUCCUAACGCGCUGUAUGGCCAUAUUCUUGAACCAGUUUCAUCCGUAAGGUACCUGGUUGUUACCAUAGAAAAAGAGAUACGCUGGGAUGAGCAUAUUAACAAUGUGUGCAACCAGGCAAACAAGACACUAGAAAUUUUAAUGAGAAAUCUGAAGAUCGGCAAUUCCAGUGUUAAAGUUAAAGAAAGGGCCCAUAUAGCCUUUGUCCGGCCGCUUUUAGAUUACGUAUCUUCAGUCUAGGACCCAUUUACCAAGAGCAACGUUGACAGGCUGCAGGCGGUCAAGUGACGGGCAGCACGCUUUGUCCUGAACCAGUAAAGGAAUACCUCUAGUGUUGGCAGCAUGCUUGAAACACUAGUCUGGUCACUGGAGGAACGACGACAAAAAUCCAGGCUCUCCAAGCAUUAAAGAGAAAAUCGUCCCUCUGCCCAUAGACAGUGACGAGGCCAUGAGAGGCAUAAUCGGCUCUUUCCAGUACUAAGCCAGUACAUGAAGUGCUCAAUCUUGCCAAAGUUAAUAAGAAACUGGAAACAGCUCCCAAAAGGAAUAUACUCUUAAAAUAAUUGCGUCUAUUGCCUGAGGCCUUCCAACCAGCAGCUCAUGAUACCCUUUAUGAGUAGCCCGUUUAACCCGUGAAAUAUCCUCUUCAUCAUCACGAACAGAAACAUUACAAAUCCUCUAUAAAUGCAUAAGAGGUAGAAUGUUAAAAAAAUGAUUGUGGGCAAUAAAUAUAUAGAAAAAAGAAAAAGAACAUUAUCUUCUCUUUCCCAAAUGUCUUAAAACCUGACGAGCCGAUCAAUCUUCCUUUCACAGCAACCACUGCAACUACAAAUCCUCACAUACAACCUCUCUUAUAAUACGACUACUACUUUACCACAAACACAAUUUCUACCGCAAACUUUCUUAAACAAGAAACCUUUCUAAGCCCCAUCCCUACAUGACCUUCAUUUCUAUCUCAAACCCCUACUCCACUCUCCAUUCACCUCUACCUACAUAAACUAAUAUCGUCAUUGUUUACCCUCGACUACUUGAUCAAAUACUUGUACCUCAAACAUAUCGACUCACCGACUCUUUUGUCUUUUCAUUUGUCCCUCGUGAAAGCUAUUUAUUUUACUUAAAGUAAAUUGAUACUACAAAAAUUCAAUGUUAAAAAAACGUAAAGUUAUGCAAAGAGUGUUACCAAACAAUUUAAAUACCACUUUGUUAUUCCGCAUGACUUAAUGUUUUAUGAUGUAAACAUAAUUACUCUACAUAAAGCAAAGUCGUUAUCCAGCAUAUAAAUGUAAUAUAGAAGUAAAAAUACAGCAAUCUAAAUAAUAGAGUUUUACCAAACAAUUUAAAUACCACUUUGUUAUUCCGCAUGACUUAAUGUUUUAUGAUGUAAACAUAAUUACUCUACAUAAAGCAGCCCCCCCCCCCAAACACACCUUUUUCUCCCCCCCCCCCUAUAAUGAUCCGAAAUUCCAAUCAAAUGUUGCUAUUUAAAUUUAUAAUCUUUACAUCCUUACAAUAUUUAUUUCACCAUUAUCAUGAGUAAAACACGAAAACACUUCCCCUUCAAUAUCCACCUUCUACGCCUAAAUCUUGAUAAGCCAUCUCUUUACUACCCAUAAGAGCUUCCGAAGUCCAUAACAAAACCAUAUCGUCUUAAGCCUUUAAAAUAAAAUAAAAAUAACCUUCCAGUGUAACAUAAUGAACAUCUCUGAUUUCUAUUUACGUACAUUGCUAUGCCACUAUAUAUAACAGAAUAAAUGAACCGAUGUUAUCGGUAUGAUAGGCCCUUUGCAAUAAUUUCUAACUGCUAUUGCUACAACAUAUCCCAAUUCAUAACUUUUAAAAUGUAACGAUAUUUACGUUUCCAACAUCAUUAAUUUUUGAGAAGUGUGUAUCUGCUAUAUAUUAUACGCGUACCCUUCACACUUUCACGCUCCUAAACUACUUUUCCCCUCUAAACAUGACCUAAAAUUACCCAGUCUCAAUUAUCACUUCUCUUUGCGAACAUUAAAGUGAGUGUGUAGUGUUGUGAAAUUAAUCACAUUUCUGUUUCCUGCGAAAACAACUGUUAAAAGAAUAUUUUUUAGAUCAAAGAAUUAUUUGUUUUACGAUUUUCCAUUAAUAUAGUAGAAAACUAUUGCAAAAAGUUGGGCUAAAUUUUUAUUGAAGUUAUCAGUAUACCAAAUUCUGUUAAUAUAAAAUAUAUUUAAAAUGAUAUAUAGAGUUUUUGUUGUAAAUUUAAGAAUAAUAUUUCACAACAUUUAGAGAAUUUAUUUUUAUUUCAGGGGCACGAAAAUAGUAGUUUAUGCCCAACAAUAAACAAUUUAAAAAUACAUGACAUCAAACGAAUUUAUCUUGCGUAGAAAUCAAACUUAAAUGAGCUCAUAUACUGAUAAUAAUGAUUUAAUUAGUCAUCAUUUUGAUUUGGUAAUUUAAGUUCAUGUUUAUAGUAAUAAAAUUGUAGUUUGGGGCGUAAAGAUGGGAAGGGUAGGGAUCAAUAAUAUAUAAUUCACCAGAAGUAGGGCAAACAAGACAAUGCAGUCUAUAUAUAGAUACGCCAGAGCAGACAAGACGCAGCCAAACCCUCCCCUCGCUUCCGUUGCCUGUCCAUCGUUGGUCUCGAGACAUGCGCACUGCGGUGGAGCUAGCGCCCCCCGCCUGCACCACCCUCGUUUGCCAGCCAUGCGCACACCCCAAUAAGCUCGCGGUGUAUGGUAAGCUGUGGGUGGCGUAUCAUGAAAAAGAGGGGGUUAAAGCAAAAUGACAUUCUUAAAUGUGCGUAACUUGAGUUCACGUUUUUGUCAAGUAACUUUAGUAGAUGGGAAGUUCACGCAUCGCUGUAGCCAAUGUUUGGCGGGCUGUAUCUAGUAUGAUAUAUAGCAUAUAAAUACUUCUCAAAACUUUUAAUGAUGUAAGAAACUUAAACAUCAUUACAUGUAAAAAAAAUAUUUUAACAUUGAAUUGUGUUGAAUUUUUGAAAUUGCAGGUGGAAAUUAUUGCAAAGUUAACGCCAUUAUUAUCUCGACAACAUCGUGUGAUAUUUUCUAGUUUACAAUAAAGAUACAAUAUCCUUAUAUGGAAUUAAUAAAAUAUUAUCCUAUUAAAGAUCCUCAAUAUACCUGUAUUUCUUUCCAUUUUUCUUAUAUUUUACAACACUUCAAAGUAUUUUUGUCAGUUAAGAUGUUAUUUUCAUAGUAAUAAUACAUACAUCCUUUACAUCCUGUAAUCUUGGUUUUAGAAAAUUCAACUUCUGGCAAUAACAAUGGCGAUCGCUUAAGAAACUCUUUUCUAUUUCUUGUCUGUAUUCAUUUGUUAUGUCAGCUGAGGAAGACUCUUAGCAGAAACGUUUUUCACUAAUUUUUCUAUUUUUUUUAUGAAAGCGUUAAUAAACCUUGUUCUACUUUGUUUGACGAGUAAUUGAAUUUGACCUUUGUUGAAGAAACAUAUAUUCCUAUAAAAUUCUGUAUUCUCGUAUACCAGAGAUAGAAAUUUCUACGACACUUAAUUCUGGCUCGCAUAUAUCGCUCCUCGAGGAAUUGUCCAAUCUGUAUACGAUACGAAAAAUUCCACUAAUGUAUUUACACAAACGGUCAACGCAAUAUUGUCGCAAUUAUAUGGAAAGAGGUUUGCACGAAGAUUUCGUAGAGGCAAAAACGGCACCUACUGGAGACAUUGGAAAGGUUCUCAUUUUUGCAAAAUAUGCAUGCUGACCAUAUUUCCUGUUCCGUUUCCACAAUACAUUCCAAUAACAACUUUAUUGUGUUUCUUGGUGCCGUCUUAUUUAAUACGGCUUUAAACAAAUUUUCAAACACAGCCUCCAACUCCAUGAUAAUAUCUUUGUCACUUUAGUACACACUCUUUUCUAUACACGUGUAAUCUGGAGCUAUUAACAGUUUCCAAAUGCACGUCACGAAAAAUAUGCGGGAUUUUAAUUUAUGUUUCUUUUGGCACAUAAUGUAUUUGUGCGCACCGGACAGAAGUCUUACUUGUCUAAGAGUAGAUAUUGUGGAGAGUUUGGACCACGACGGCGCCAGGGAUUGUGAAGAGUCCGGAUCACGACGGCGCCGAGGGCGUCUGACCAGGGAUUACCGACCGUCUGCCCAGAUACAGGUGUCAUCUGACCAGGGAUCACGAUCGACGGAUCAAGCGCCGGGGGCGGUACCGGCCAUCUGGACUUAUAAAUAGGGACCUCUGGACGGGACGGGGAGAAGGCGGCUUGACAGAGAAGCAGAUAGCAGGGAGAACUCGGACGGUAUGAGAAGAGGGCAGUCAGAGUUGCGAGAUGAGAGAAAGUAUAAGCGAAGUUUCAGCCUAAUAAAGAACAAGACUAUAAUCAUCAAAUGUUAUUGCCUGAGUUGUUUCUUUAGUGGAUGUCAGAUAUAGAUGAAUGUUAGCAGAGAGCAAGCAAGGUUUCCUUACAAUAUGUAUAAUUAAGGCAUUUAAAAAAAUGAAAAUACCUAGAAUAGUUACAGUCAUGUUGAAUUAUUUUCUUAUUACGGUUAAAAGUUUGGAAAGAAAUACAUAAUAUAUUUUCGGUGUUUUAAUUUUGUUUUCAUUCUCAAAAGUAAUACAAAUAGAAAGAGUUUGUAUCACGUUAAACUCUUUUGAUGUUAAAAGGGUGAUUAUAGGCUGCAGGUUUUCCAUGUUUGAUUGUAACUAGAUAUCUGCAUUUAUUGCUUAAAAUUUAAUCGAUUUCUUGUUUUAUAUAAUCAACAGAUGGAGAUGAUGCAGUCAUUCUUCUUAACCGAUUGAAAGGAUUUAUUCUUAGAACAUUUGACCAAACCAAUAACAUUGUCCAAAAUUACACUGAUACUGAGAUAUCAGCUUUGGAUGUGUACAACGUUCUAUCAACUGAUCCAUGGACUCAAGUUUCAAUGGUUCAAAUUACAGCAACUAAUCCAUCAGAUGUAAUUAUCCUAACUCUGUGUGAAGUGGAGAUUUUCGGUGGUAAGUUUAAGUUAGAAGACGACAUGUUUCUUUUUAGCCGUACAGAUCAAUUUAACUCUAAUUUACCAGCGAGAACCCGGCAUGCGUUGUAAUGACAAAUUCUUGUUGUUUUAAUUACGUGUUUGAAGUAAUUUUUAAAUAGACUUUUUUUUUUCAUGUUUGUGCGUACACAAAUAAAAUAGAAGGUUCUUCGAUGCCUGAGAAAGAAACAUACAGUUGUCCAAGUGAGAAACGUGGCUUUUAAAAAUUAAUUCCACACACUUGUAGUGGUUGAUUCACCAAUACAGUAGAUAUGUUUGAAAUUAUAUUUAUCCAUCUAAAAUAAAAUUUUAAAAAAAAUAAAAAAAUAAGGCCCUCGGCUCAAAACGCAAAAUUGUUGUAUUAAUUCAGAAACCUACUUAUUAUGUCACACACAAACUGAAAUGUUGCUUAGAUUUAAUUCAGUUCCAUCCUACCCUGCAAUAAAUCUGUUAUAAAUUGUUUUUUGUAUAGCUCAUAUCAGAAAAAAAAAAUUCAUUAUGUUAAUAUUUUAGUUGUUACAUAUUGCAUAGAUUUCUCUAUAAUUUUGUGAUGAAAUUAAACGUUAACUUUUUCUUAAAUAAGCUACAGUUAUUAUGCAAAAAAAGUCACAGUUUUUCGUUGGAACUAGGUCGGUCAUGUAUUGCCAAAUAUAAGAUUUUUAAGUGAACACACAUGAACGUCUUUUCUGUACACGUUGUUUAAGAAACAUUAGAACAUUACAUGAGCGCAUUGUGUUUUAUGGUAAUCUAUUUUGACGUCUGAGUAUUCUAAAACGUACACUUUUGUACAAUAUUUUCUAGACUGGACUAUCGGCAUCCUUCCGUCUCGUGAGACGAUGGUGCAUCACCGUUUGGUUGGGUUGCAUUUUCUCGAGUGGCUGUGCAGUCCUAUCCUUGAGUGACAGUCUUUACCACAGUUUUUAGACUGGACUAGGCAACAUUUUAUCCAUACAAAACCACAGUUGUGUCGAAUAAAAAAAGAACCCCAUUUUUCCUACAAUGUAAAAUCAUUAAACACUACUAAAAAUGGAAUCUAAAUGAAGAAAUAAGCAGUUGAAUUAUAUUUUUACAACACUUAAUUGUGAAAUUGGACAAGCUGUCACGAGCUGCAAAAAAAUUUGUUUAAAUCCUUUACUCAAUGCACAGCCCAUUCUUGCCUCUAUUUUUGCACAUCAACAGUUCGGUACUGUAUUUUUACUUUUAACCUAUUCAACAUUCAAGCUAAUAGCCUGAUAAUAAUAUCGCAUAAGCCUACUUAUUUUAUAAUAAUAUUGUUUUUGUAUAGAAUAGGCUUGGUAUAAUUUAUUUAUAAUGGGUCUCGCUUGCCUAUUACUAUUAUUAACUAAAAUUAAGCCUACUGAAUAAUUAAUAAUGAUUCUAAGUCUAAUGUUUUGCCAUGUGGCACACUGACUUUCCAUUAUACGGCUAUUUAAAAAUUUAAUAUUAUUAAGCCUAAACAGUUUAGACUAUAGCUUUGGUCUAAUUUUUGUCUAUUAGAGUUCGGUAUGCCUAGUGUUCUAAUCUGAUGAAAUUAGAAGAAAGGCAUACAUAAAUUACGCCAUAGACCCUCUUAGGCAGAGGUCAUAACUUCCUACCUCUAACCUAAUUUCGAUCGAACUAUUUGGUUAUUUAUAAACUCGAUUCAAAUUUAAAUAAAAAUAAUAUUUCAAAACAUAAUUUACUAUUUAUAAAAUGAUACUAUUACCUGUUUUAAUCUACUUCUGCAAUUAAAAUUACAUCAAACGCUAACGAUGGCAGCGAAACAUAGAUAAUUUCAAACUGUAGCUGUCAGUGAUGCAGUUGGCCAUGAGUUCUACCGACCGGUGCGGAUGUAAAGUAAAAAUUCGAACUUUUCAUAGGGACAAAAUAAUAAAGUUUAAAGAUAAUAAAUUACCUCUAAAAAUGUUAUUUAUUUUCUAGUAAAUAUUUGUUAAUGAUUUUAAAAAUUAAUCAAAACAUGCAUGUAAAAAUACUGUGCUUAACGACGAAAUAUUUAUUAAUGCAAGAAAUUGUAAUUUUGUUCAACUUUUGAAAUGCUUAGCUUUAUACAGAAUUUUAAUGUUAAAAAUAAAAUGUAACACUCCCUUAUUGUUUUUUUUUAAAUUAUCAAUAAGAAAUGAUCAUUUUCAGCAAUAUAGAGUAUUUUUAAACAAAAAUGUAAUAAAUAACAUUGCAUUUUUAACAGUGUGUGUGGCAACAUUCAUCCAAAGACUAAUUGAUCUACUUUCCAUAAAAAUUAUCGAGCUGAAACUUGGUACAAAGACUCUCUGCCGAUCACAAGACAUUCCAUAAAACCCCCGACUUCAACCCCAAACCCAUAAAAUCAGUUGCUCCGGUCUCACAAAGGGAAGAUGAAGGAAAUAUGAUGCCACUGAUUUCAUGAAAAAACAUUUCCGUUAAGUGCGCUAAAUGAGAUUCAUAAAAUAUUGCAAGCGUGACUUUUUGAAAUUUCAGAGGCAGUUUUUAGAAUUUGAAAUUAUUAGAGAAUUCGAAUCAAUCAUCCUCCUUUAUUACAAUUUUGAAAAAAAACUUUGGGAAAUAUAAUAGUUCAGUUAAUUCUUGACUGUUGUCUAAUAUUUUCUUUUCGUCUUUCUGAAAUAGUUGGUGAAAUAAAUAUGUGGGAAAAAAUGCUGGUGGGCCAUUAAAAUAUUCAUAUACUUUGUUUAAUGCCUAUAAAGCAGUGAUUCUCAACCUUUGUAAUGCCGGGACCCUUUAAUAGAGUUCCUCAUGGUGUAGAAAACCCCCAGCCACAAUAUUAUUUUCAUUGCUACUUCAUAAAUGUAGAUCAUAUGUGUUUUCAGAUGGUCUGAGGCGACCCCUUGGAAAGGGUCCUGCGACCCCCAAAGGGGUAGCGACCCACAGGUUGAGAACCGCUGCCAUAAAGGAUUUAUACGAAAAACUUCGCUUUUAGGGUUGUUUAAAAUUUUAGUAACCGUGAUACGCAACGACAAAUUUCAUUCUAAAACAGUACAAUGAAAGGUUUACAUUUGUAAAAUAUAUUUUAUUCCCAGACUCCGUGUGUCCAAGAGAUAAGUUAACGUAUGGUCGUGAUUGUGAACAUGUCUGUAACUGUGCUGUAGAAGGUGAGAAGUGUUUUGUUAGUACAGGAAACUGUCCAUCUGGAUGUAAGGCUGGAUUUUACGGAGAAGGAUGUAACAAAAGUAAGUAUACAGAGACUUUCACAAAAUGAUUUAUCAAUUACUGCAUGUACAGAUUUGUUUCUGAAGUUCUACAACACUUUUAACAGUCAUGUCCCCGCCCCCUUUAGGGCAUCGUUUUAAAAGUUUUCUCCUUUUUACUUUGUAAAGUCAAGGUUAUCAGCUUUUCUGGUAACAGGUUUAUGUGUUACACGCUACCCUGGUAGCAAGAUCUAAUUUUCUAAUUCCCAAAGAAUUCAUGUCUCUUUUAAAAAAAAUUUAAAUAACUUUUUGAAAUUUCAGAGGCAGUUUUUAGAAUUUGAAAUUAUUAUAGAAUUCGAAUCAAUCAUCCUCCUUUAUUACAAUUUUGAAACAACUUUGGGAAAUAUAAUAGUUCAGUUAAUUCUUGUCUCACUUGUGUUUGUUUUUAAAUUAUUUUCAUAGAACAAUGUAGAAUAAAUAACAUUGUCGAUUGUGUAAUUAUAUAUUUAGCGUGUGACGAAGGCCACUUUGGAGUCGACUGCAAAAAUCAAUGCAGUAAUUGCUCAGGUCAAUGUGAAGGCAAAGACGGAAAAUGUACCAGCUGUGCUACUAAAGGAAAGAAGCUUCCGUAUUGCAUAGAAGGUAUGCAUACUUAUAUUGACACGGUUAGCAAAACUAUAUAUUUUAACACACCCAAAAGUCAUAUAAAAUAAUAAGCAAAUAAACACAAAAUAAUCUAGAAAAACUAAAGUAAUAACCAUUGAAAAUAUUUAGAACAGAAAAUAUUGCGUUAAAGAAUUUUCAAAGAAUGUUGCAUGAAUACAUCUUUUCAAUGUAGUCUUUGGUUUAUAUCGUCAAAUGUAAUAUAAAUUAUUGAUCAAUUAAUAAAUCGGUAAAGAAAUAACCAUAAUUUCUAAUAACAACUUACAUUGCUUACAUUAAACUCCUUUUAACCGUUUAAACCUGCUAAGAAAAUAAAAGUUGGUUGACUAAAUCGACACAGGGAUUUUAAAAUCAUACUUUCCUUAAAUGUUGAACCUAAAUUACGUUGAUAAGUUGUUUAGCUAAAAUAUUUUUUUCUUAAAAAUAUAAAUCUAAGCACACGAUAUGAACAUAAUACUUUCAAAUAUUUUUUUUUACAAUAAAAGAAGUCAAUAUUGUUGAACGUUUUAAGCCAGGUUUCUCCUAUUCCAGAUUGUGAUCCUGGUUUCUUUGGAAGCGAGUGCAAGUCAAACUGUUCACAAAAUUGUUCUCAAACUGGCUCUAUUUGUGACGUCAUAGAAGGGAAAUGUUUGGCGUGUAUGACUAGUUUCUACGGCUUCAAUUGUACCACACCUUGCUCAUCCAACUGUAAAGAUUCAGUCUGUGAUAUCAACUCUGGUAUUUGUAAAAGUUGUAAGGCUGGCUUCCAAGGUGAUAAGUGUGAUGAAGGUUAGUAAAACUAUGCAAUUAAUCUACCCAUACAUGCAAUGUGCAGCCUUAGUUAAUUAUAAAAAAAGACGAAGUAAAACAUUCGUAUUUAAUUCUUUAUUAGGGAACAGGGCCCUUCAAUGUAUUUUGUCUUUCUUUAAUAAAACUUCACUGUUUGUUAGUAAACAUAGUAUUUUUUUUUUACUUUAAUAUAUUUUAAAGCCGUAAAUGUUGUAAUUUCUUUUUAAAAUUGUUGUAAAGUAAUGAAUAAAUAAAAACUGCUAGUCUUAAAUUUAAAUAUUUUAAAUUAUUGUGAAUUGUGUUGGCAUCUUCCCAGAAUGCAGUUAUUCCACCUACGGUGAAGGUUGUACAGCCAGUUGUAGUUCAAACUGUAACACAAAUUCAACUGCAGCUAGAAUCUGUGACAGUGAAUAUGGUCGUUGUUUAAAUGGAUGCCGAAGUGGAUUUGAUGGACUUGAUUGUACCACAGGUGAGUUAAUUGGAGUUAGACUGAAUAAUAUAAUAAUAAUUAGGCGUCAUUAUUGUCGGCUUUUCUCGUGCCUUACAUACUGUCAGUUAAUAAGCUAGGAUGAAAGGAUAAUACAAUUACCGUACUGUCAGGUCGAUACCACAUAAACUAAAAAGCAAUAUGCUUACAUAAACUGGUGUAAAUUUGCAUGAGAGAAUAUGUGAAUGUUUUUUUUUUUUUAAAUUGUUUACUUUACAUAAAUAAAUUAGUGUCAUUUCAAUUUUUUGAAACAAAAGAAAACGUUUCUAAAAAUUGUGUUAACUUUAGUUCCCUUUAUACCAAUUAAAAGUGUUAUUAUAGUAAAAAUUCUAAUGUUUUUUUUUUAAAUGUCUUAAAUAUGUUAACGCGAUCUAUAGUUGUUUUUUUAAAACGAAAAUUCAACAUCAUAUCUCAGAUUUAUUCUUUUAAAGACGUUAAAUGUUAUUCUAGAACCAGUGACUUUUUUGUUGUCUUACUCUUUUCUCCACUAUAUAGAGGAUUGCUGUUAUAUUUAUUAUGCAAUGCUAAUCACCCAGUGUAGGGACGCCUGUUCAGAAUGCAUGUCAAGCAACAUGCAGUGCAAUAGCACAAUAUCAGGCACUCCUGUUUCAGAGGAAAAAAAAAACAAUGGCCACAACAUGAAACUUGAGCAGAUCGAAAUUGACUAAUUUUGACCGCACAUCCAUCUAGUCAUACAAACACAAACAUAAACACAAAAACAGACACAGUUACCCACAAACGCAUAUACACGCGCAUACAUAGGGUGCCGUCUUAAUAAUGAGUGUGCUUACCGGGCACUUGACACAAGGCUUCAGCCUUCUGGGGGCCAUUUUUUUAAUUCAAGAUUUAGAAAUCGACACUUUAAAUUAAUUUGCCAAUUAAAAAAUGUCUAGGUGUUUUUAGGGAGUGGAAAGAAAAUGUGUGCGACUAGAUCAACAGGUUUAAAUAAAAGUUCACCCGAUUUUUAUUAGUUUGUAUUUAAUCUGAAAGUAAUUAUAAUAGUUUAAAAUUACCGUUAACCUCAUAUUAUUUUUCAUCUAUAAAGCUGCUAUUUCCCUGGAAUAAUCACACAUUGUAAGAUUCCUGAUGUUUAUUAAAAGUAUCUCAUAUUUUUUUAACAUAAAUAUAUAAUUAUAAGGCUUUAUCUUCACUGGAGAGGACACUCCAACAUCGCCGAAAGGUCUGAACACAACACGGGAAGCAGCAGUUACCGGUUUUAAGCCAUAGCUCAAUUGGUGCCAGGGGUUGCUUUUGACGGUGGGAGAGAUCGCCAUGUCUCACUGCAAUGUUACCGCCCGCCUCAAGCCGGGCAGCCCCAAGCCAAUAAGGUGCUAUCCCGCUAUGUCCUGCCUGCUUCACGGGGUGUGUGGAGUUCAGAGGAAAAUCUCAACAAGUAGGUCACAAUAACAUGCACCUAGAAAUAAGGAAACAAAAGAAAAGAAGACCCCAGAUCUUUGACUAGCUGGCUAGAACGUAAGGAAUAUGUAUCGACCUGCAGCUCAUAAACGAUGCAAGGAAGACAGCUAUCAUUGAUAGAGAGCUUAGCUGGCUAAACAUUAAUAUUGCCUGUCUCCAGGAUACUAGGCUCCCCGAAUUUGGUACCAUAAGAGAACUUAACUACACUUUCUUCUGGCAGGGUGGACGAAUGGACGCACCAAGAUAACAUGGGAUUGGUUUUGCUAUACAAAACACACUCUGCUCCUCCAUAGAACCACCGACAAAGGGCACAACUAGAAUACUAACCAUCCGUCUAUCAACAUCUUCAGGUUCAGUCAACAUCCUCAGUGCUUAUUCCCCAACCCUUUCCUCCAACUCUGAAGCCAAAGACCAGUUCUUUGAAGAUCUUCUUCUUCUUCUAUAUCUUAAGGGCCCACGAUCAAUUUAUUGAUCAUUUUGGCUCCUAUGCAUGUAGAUGGGAUUUGCAAUGUUUCUGUUACUGGUGGUGAUGAGGAAAUUAUGCACUAGGGGUUUGAAGGCUUGAGGCAAUAGACACAAAUGUGUCUAGUGUUGUCGCCUCAACUGUUCCUGAUCUUAAUCAAACAAUAGCGAGCAUACCCAACAAUGAAGCAAUUUACCUUUUGGGUAACUUUAAUGCAAGAGUAGGAAACGAUCACAUAGCCUGGCAGACAUGCCUUGGUCAUUUUGGAAGAGGCAGGCUAAAUGAAAAUGGGCAGCGACUUUUGGAACUGCCUACAUGGACUAUGUGUAACAAACACAUACUUCAACUGUAAGGCUAUCCACCAAGUGUCAUGGAGGCAUCCCCGCUCUAAACACUGGCACCAGUUAGAUCUCAUAAUCACAAGACGCACACAACUGGCCAGUGUCCUCCUCACACGCAGCUACCACUGACCAGACUGCGACACUGGUCAUUCCUUAGUGGCUAGCAAGAUUAAGGCUACAGCCAAAGAAACUGUAUCACACUAAAAACAAGAAUAAACCACACAUAAACAUCUGCUCCACCAAAAACCCAGAGAGAACAGAAGUAUACACAUAUAGCCUACAAGAAGCUCUUGUUCAAACGCCACCAAUAGACACUAUUGAGUUCAAAUUGUCACAUUUGUGGGACACUAUCUAUAACUCGGCUAUCACGGCAUUUGGAAAGAGAGAAUGCAAAAGUGCAGAUUGGUUAGAGGCCCAUUGGCAAGAAAUGAAACAUGUCACGGAUGCAAAAAGAAAGGCCCUCUUAGCUUAUAAAGACAGACCUUGCCCAGCAACUCUACAAUCGCUUAAAAGGUGCAAGAACAAUGCCCAGCAGGCAGCUCGACACUACGGUAACACAUAAUGGCUCAAUCUAAGCUCCAGCAUACAAUCAACUGCUGAAAGAGGCGAAGCAAAGGCAAUGUACGAGAAUAUAAAGCAAGCAAUAGGCCCUCUGAUCUCCAAGACUGUGCCCUUAAUGUCCAGAAUAGGGAAACGUAUUACUGAUCGAGAUAAACAACUAAAGCGGUGGAUAGCGCACUACUUGGAGAUAUACGCAACGAUAAACCAUGUCUCAACCGCUGCCCUGGACGAUAUCCCAGACUUACCGAUCAUGGAGGAGCUUGAUACCCUACCCACCACAGAAGAGCUACGUAGAGCCAUCGAUUGUCUCGCCAGUGGAAAAGCCCCGGGCAAUAAUGGCAUCCCUUCAGACGCUCUCAAAUAUGGAAAAGGAGUACUAUUACGGCCCUUGCACGAUAUCCUUACUCUGUGCUGGGAACAGGGACAGCUACCACAAGAGUUGAAAGAUGAAACAUCGUUACAUUGUACAAAAAUAAAGGAGACAAGAACGACUGCAACAACUAUCGUGGAAUCUCCCUCCUCAGCAUAGUUGAAAAGUCUUUCGCUCGAGUUGCAUUAACACCCCUACAGACCCUAGCAUUGCGUGUACUCCCAGAAUCGAAAUGUGGUUUUCGCCCCGGUAGUUCAACCAUAGACAUGAUCUUCUCUUUGCGCCAACUGCAGGAGAAAUGCAGGGAGCGACAUAUGCCUUUAUACAUUGCGUUUGUCAACCUCACUAAGGCUUUUGAUCUUGUCAGCCGAAGCGGCCUGUUUCAGAUCCUAAAAAGAUAGGCUGCCCUACACGAUUGCUUGACAUCAUCAAGCAGUUUCACGAUAACAUGCAGGGCUCAGUGGGCUAUAACGGUGCAGCCUCAGAAGCUUUUCCAGUGGGUAGUGGAGUAAAGCAAGGUUGCGUGAUGGCUCUUAACUUAUUUGCAUUGCAAUCUUUUUCUCCAUCCUAAUCCAGUAUGCCUUUAAGAACAACAGCGAGGGGAUACCAUACAUCCACACCACUGCUGACGGCAAAUUUUUUAACAUUGCCCGUCCUAGAGCUAAGAUCAAAAUAAGAAAGGUCAUGUUGCGGCAGUUCUUGUUUGCAGACGAUGCCACUUUGGUAUCUCACACAGCAGACCGCCUGCAGAGCCUCGUGUCCAGCCUAUCCACUGCGUGCGAAGAGUUUGGCCUGACAAUUAGCCUAAAGAAAACUAACAUUAUGGCACAGGGCUAUGACUCCCUCCCCACUAUCGCCAUCGACUGACAGUUUCACAUAUCUAGGAUCCAAAAUAUCGAGCACCCUCUCAAUGGAGGAUGAGAUAAGUGGAAGGAUAGGGAAGACGCUACUGUUAGAGCAAGACUGAAGAAAAGAGUCUGGUCCAACGCCAAACUCACAACAAGAACUAAGCUGCAGGUGUACCAGGCCUGCGUACUGAGCACACUCCUCUAUGGAUGCGAGUCGUGAACCACAUACUCGAAGCACCAAAGAAGGCUCAGUGGUUUCCACCUCAGAUGCCUGUGCCACAUCCUUGACAUUAAAUGGCAAGACAAAGUCCACAACACGGAUGUCCUGUCCCAAACAAACAUGUGUAGCGUCUCAGCCAUAUUAAUCAAAAGAUGCCUCUGCUGGCUUGGACACGUCAAGCGAAUGCAACCUGGUCGCAUACCAAAGGACGUGCUACACAGCGAGCCGGCGACAGGGAAAAGGUCAGUUGGACGGCCUCGUCUGAGAGACUUAGACAUAUGCAAAAGAGACAUGAAGUAGGCCAACAUCGACAUCUCAAACUGGGAGUACCUGGCAGAGGAUCGAUCCUCAUGGCGGGACAUCGUGAAGGCAGGAUCACUACAUGCCGAGGAGCAAAACAGGGCGGAAACAGCUGCAAAAUGAGUGAGGAGAAAGGCCAGAAAAUAUUGUUCCACCACAUUUGUGUGUGGGAAAUGCAACAGAGACUACCACUAGAGGUUUGGCCUCACCAGCCACACCAAGAGCUGCAAGCAAUAAAGAUAAUCUAUCGUCUCCCGCAGAUGGAAAGAUGCCAUGCAUACAUAAAUAAUUAAAAUGCAAUGUAAAUAAAAGAAUAGUUUUAUACAGCCAUAAUAAUCUACUUAACUCAUCUACUCAAACAUUUUUAUUCAUUUUUCUCUUAUCUAGUAAAAUUGAAAAUAUUUAAAUGAGUAUAAAAUAUACAAUGAUUACUUAUGAUUUUUGGGAACGUCAACUUAACCGUUUAAAAAAAGUAUUGUAAACGAAUAUACUUUUGUUUUGGAAUUUUUUAAAUUAAAAUUUUAUUAAUGGGGUAAUUAUAAUAGUUUCAUUUUCCCGCUAUUUUGUAAAUUUUUUUUUGAUUUAUUUUUUUUUUUAUUUUCUGGAAAAAAUGGGCAUAUUGUUUUUUGGAUAUUCUGAAACAAAUUUUAAUGCCCUGACAUUUCACGGUUCCUAGCAACCAAUUUGGUCGCCAUGGGACAUAGCAUCAAGUAGUAUCUUUGCAUUAAACAAAUUAAUUCAUCACUGAAUUAGUUUCAACUUGUAAUUUAGAGCAGACUUGUUUUAGACGAACUCCACUCUAACUCUUAUAUCUGGACAUUAUUUGUAAGCUCAGAUCUUCGGGAAAGUAGAAAAAAGGAGUAGGAGUGAUAGUUGGGGAUGGUAAGUGUUUAUAGAAAUGUGUGAUUAAAAAGGCUGUAAAAGAGUGCAUUGCUUUGUCAGAAUCCACACACACAUCCACAAAACCAGAAAGAGAAAAAAAAACGCAGAUAUACAAUCAUACAUCAUAGUCUCCUUUAUUUUGAAAAUUUUCAAAAUAUUGUAUAUUUUAUACACAAAGCCAUAUAGCUUUAGAGCAAUUUGUUAUUAACAUUUCGGUGUUUUACUUUUUAUAUUUACCUUGUUUUUUGAACAAGAAAAAAAUUGUUUCGUAAAUAAUGUUCUGUUUUGUUUCCACGAUAGCAACGUUAGCCACAUCGGAUAAUGGUAAUGAUAAUGAUAAGGCAAUUAUUGGAGCAGUGGUUGGAUCAAUCUGUGGACUUGUUGUAGUGUUUCUCAUUGGUGGCGCCUUCUUCUUUUGGAGGUAAGAAAGUAGAUUUUAAUAUCUUUGUCCCUUUCACCCUCUUAAUCGUUUUUCGCUCACACCCACUGACAAUCCUCUCCCACUCAUUACACUCUCUCACUGUCCACCCACUCCCAUUUGCCACUGCCCCCCCAACUAACCACCCACUCCUACUUUCUAUCCACUCUCACUAACCACACACUCACCACCCACUGCCACUCACCUUUCACUCCUGUUAACCACCCACUCAUGCUCACCGUUAACUCUUGAUCACCCCCACUCCCACUCACCGCCCAUCCCACUCUACACCCACUCCUGCACACCACCCACUCCUCUUCACCAACUCCUACCACCAUCCACUCAUGCUCACCACCCACUCUUAUUCACAACUCGUUUAAUCUUAGAAUUGCUUUAACUUAAAACCAAUUAAUUGAAGUGUAUACUUUUAUAAACUACCAUUUGGGUAAGACUGACUCGCUAAAAUUUACGUGACGACUGUCAUCCAAUAGUUAACAAGGCUUUGAAUAAUCUUGCACGUACGUUUUGCACAGUUAAAAUACUUUAAGCCAUUCACGCUAUUCAAAUCUCAACCCACCUUCUCCACCAUCCAACCAUCUUCUAAUCGCACCAAACAUUAUAAUGUAUUUUCCUUUACAUUUAUGCUACUCACGCGGUUAAUGUUCACAGACGACAUAAGAGAUCUGACCAAAUGUCAGGGAGACAAAACACAAGUGUAGACAACCUAAUUAUUGAACCUGACUUUCCAGAUCACGUGGCAACUUCACGAAAACUAGAAAAUAAAGAAGGAAGUAAAAAAGGUAUUUAGAAAAAUCACUGUGACAACAACUUUAUAUUGCUGGAAAUUUAAGUUACAAUAACAAUUUUUCAUGCAAAGUUCUUCAGCCCUGGUUUCAACUUUGAGACUCAUGGAUCGCAGACAACAAAGGGGAUAGGGAAUGGAAGGUGGGUCUAUGGGAUCACUGACUAUUAUAUUUUGAGAUUUCAUUAGUUUCAUCUUAACGUAAAAGGAUAUGAAAUAUGGCCACACUCAACAUAAUUUUCAUUUAUGAGCAAAGAAAAUAAUUAUGUUAAAACCAGAGUUCUAAACAAAAUAACAAAAUAUUUCCGACCUUUCCUUCUGGUUAAUUUUCUCUAUUGCUGAAAGUUGAAAUACAUUUUAAUUGGUUGUGGAAUUUUUAUCGUAUAGUAAAACCAGAAAUUCCCCAAAAGCCAAAAGCCACGAUUGUUGAAGAUAGGGAAACUUCAGAAGAAAAUGGAACUGGAUAUUAUAACACAGUUACUCUACAGCCUGUAACGUCAUCAACAGUUAUCACGUUGUCUAAUCUACAAAGUUACCUUCUCACUCAUAGUAAAGAGUAUCUUCAUGAACAAUUCAAAGUAAGUCAACAAAAGCAAACUAUUCGGAUUUUAGUUCUUUAACAGUUAAACUUUCUUGGAGCAUUGUCAAUUCAUAGCUAACAAUCUAAAUUAGCAUUUUAGUGUUAACGGAUAUUUUAAACAAAAAUAAUUUAAUGGCAGUAUUUUACCAUUUUAUAAUAGCAUUUACUAAUAAUAUCACAUAAUUUUAAAAAAAAAUAAUUUCCUUUUAUGAACUUCUCUAGGGGAUAAUAAAAACUUCUUAAUUGUUCUAAAAGAACAUUGAAUAGCUUAGAAUAUGCAGGAACACUCUUAACGUUAAAAUUUCUAGAUAAUCAAGUAUGUUCUUGAUUUUUUUCAUUAAUGUUGUGUAUUGGUGUAAAACUUAAUUUGAGAUUUGAAAAUAUAUCUCUGAUUUUCCAUGUUCACUAAUAAAAUAGGAUGAAUAUUUAAAAACCCAAGGUUUUAAUGCAAAGAAAGCUUUUUGACAACCGGCAUACAUUCUACUGUUCUUAUAAACUAAUUGUUUAAGUUAAUUAUCAUAAAAGUUGACUUAUUUGUUCUGAGAUCUUUAUUGUUAAUAUAAUUGCUACUUACAGCUAAACUUACAUUUUUUAUCCAAUCUUAUUUUUAUUGCUUUUUUUUUUUUUUUUUACAGAAUUUUCCAGAUAACGCAGAGGCUUCGAUGAUGGUUGGCCUGAGUGCUGAAAAUAAAAACAAGAAUCGAUACAAGAAUAUUUGUGCUGUUAAUAUAAUUGCUACUUACAGCUAAACUUACAUUUUUUAUCCAAUCUUAUUUUUAUUGCUUUUUUUUUUUUUUUUACAGAAUUUUCCAGAUAACGCAGAGGCUACGAUGAUGGUUGGCCUGAGUGCUGAAAAUAAAAACAAGAAUCGAUACAAGAAUAUUUGUGCAUGUAUGCUGUAACACGCUUUCGUGAUUAAAACAUAGUAAAUCUGAUAUUCAUACACAUAUAGCGAUUACAUUUUUAAAAUAAUAUUUUAAGAGUUAAACUUUUACUUUCCUUCCACUGUUAAUGACACGUCGAUUACUUCCGAUUCGCUUAUACUGAAGCGCCUCGGUUCAAGCUCAUCUUAUGUCAUAUUUCAAAUCAAAUGAAGUUUGUAACCAGUCCAACAAUGGGGAUAAUGCAUGAUUUAGAAGUGAUGGGUUUCAUUCUUGAGCUGUAUACGUCCUAGUAACUUCAUGUCUAAAAACUUAAUGAGUCGAGUAAUCUGACCUGAUUCACUCCUGAUGUUGGCAUUUUCUUUUGAUUUUUGUCCAUAGCAAAAUCGUCUUACGGGAUAGCCCAUAAAUCCUCAAACAUCCCAACUAAGCAAAUGUGGUGGUGGGGGUGGCAGUGUUGAUGAGGGUGGUAGUUGUGGAAAUUAAUCCUCUGGAAACAAAACAUAUGAAAAUCAACAGGAAUGAAUGGAUUUCAUCAUCCAAAUAAAUAAAUCCAUAGGUUAUCCACUUUGGAAACACGCUUGAAAAUACUAUAACUUGUUUGAUAUUUAAAAAUUGAGGAAACAAAUAUUGAAGAGAAAACUACAUAUUCCAACUAUUUACAAGCCAUGCCAGAACAUCUCCAAUGAUAUCCUCGUAGAGAAAUAAUUUUUGAACAAACAUGGCUUAGAAGAUACAUAAAAAUAAAAAAAAAACUGCAACCAAAUUUCAACUUUAAAAAGAAAAUAAUAUUUGGUUUUGGAGACAAAUUGUAUACCCACAUAAUCAUACACAAGCUUAACUAAACAUCUUAUGGUGGAAGAACGCGGAGCUAGAUUGAUGACAUCAUCAAUGAAAGAAAAUUAAGCCACUUUUUGUUAUUCGCUAGAAUGGUUUAUGGUAUAAGAACAACAACAUUUGAAACUGAAUCUUAAGAUUUCAAGACUUUGUAAUAGCAAGUUGGUAGCUGUAAUGACACAAGAGACAGAAAAAGCACUUGCUACUAAAAUAAGAUAGUUUUUUUUUUUUUCAAUAAAGAGACAGAAAUGUUAAAAGGGUAGAUGCUAUAUAUGAAAAUAUCUUCAGAUUGCCUCGAGCUCCAUCACUGACAAACAUUCCUUAAACAAUGAGGACUUAAAGAAUUAGUCAAAAUUAUGUCACGACAAAUGAACAAUAAUUCACACAAUUGUUAUUCGGAAUUUGACAAAAAUGAGGAAGUCACCUAUAGGUGAAAACAGCUACGCCGGGUCUUUCACGACGAAACAGAUAUCCAUAAAAUUUUAAAAAAAGCUAAACAUUCAGUAAAUAUAAAAUUGACAAGCCAAGACACAUCUGCGACAUAUCAAAGAGACCUGGAAGAAGGACAACGAAGUUGAAACACUAUUAAUUUAAUAGAUCUUAGUACAGAUAUGUUGUUUUUUUUUCAAAUUAUUUUACUUGAUAUUGAACAAAAUUAUUAAUAAACUAAAAAACUGUUUUUGAUAUUGCUUACACAAUUUGAAUUGACAUUUAUUUAAAUGUAAGUUUAUUAUUAGUUAUCCUGCAUGAAUGACUAUACAUAUUUGAUAUAUUUUUUAAUAAUAUCACUUUUAUGUAGAACAAAAUUUAAAAAAAAAAAACUAUUUUUCAAAACUGGUUAUCUUGUUUGUUGUACUUAAUUUACCAACAUACAUUAUAUAAAUAACUGACUAUUAUUUUAUUGUAUUCACAGACGAUCACUCGAGGGUUCACUUGGAAGCUGACUCGACGAAAAUGCACGGAGAUUACAUAAAUGCUUCCUACUUAAAAGUAAUUACUAUGUGCAACGUUUACUGAAUUAUCCGUACAGAAUAUCAAGUCAACCUUCUGUUUAUAUGGAGAAAAAGAUAGGCAUUUUGAAGAGAUGUUAUCAACUAUUAGCAGGCAAUAACUAAUAAAAGAGCAAAAGAGUGUACACCCCCUUGUCAUUAAUCAACCCACAACCUGGGACAAGUUCUAAGUAUUGUUUAAUUAGGACACUUACACUUUUACAUUUAAGCUCACACACCAAAGCAAAUACAUAACAAAAUAAAUAUUGAAUGUUGUUGUUUUUUUAAAAUAAAAAGUUUGUAUGUGAUUUGUAUGCUAUUGUUGAUCUACAUCGAUCUGAUUGUUUAUUAUUGUGCAUCCCUUUGACGCAAACCAAGCCGUUUUAUUAUUUAUAAUUUGAAUGUGUUCUUUUAUAAAUAGCUUCUUCUUUCUUUUCAAAAUUAAUUUAUACUUCAUUUAUUUCAUUAAAAUUGUCUGCGUCCUGUGAAAAACUGAAAAUUUUAUUAUCUUUUACAGGGAUACAAAGAGGAGGAGAAGUUUAUAGCAUCUCAAGGUAAAGAAAUAUUAAUGACGUCAGUUUGUUUAUAUUUUAUUCCAAUGUUAAACACAUUUUUAAAAAUUAAUAAACAUUGAAUAAUAAUCAAAUCAAAGCGUUGUAUAUUGUAUAUUAUAUAAUGGCCUUAUUAAAAAAAAAUGUUUGUUCAAAUUAACAUAUUUUAAAAAAAUAUAUAAUUUUUCUCUAAUCUCAAUAGGGCCAAACAAAAUUAUAAUAAAUGACUUCAUUAGAAUGAUUUGGGAGCAAAAAGUUGAAAAAGUUGUGAUGUUGACCAAUCUUUAUGAAGAGGGAAAAGUAAGUUGUUUUUUGUGCUAUAUUAAUUAUUAACAAACAUAUUGAAACAAACUUCCAGAAUGUGACUUCUGAUCAUUAUCUUUUAAAGGAUGCAAAAUGGUGCAUUCGUGAAAAAUUUGUAAACUUAACUAUAAUAAAUAUUAAAAAAAUAAUUGUAUUUAUAAAUAUUUGCUUUCAACAAUUGACAGUUAUCACCCACAUUAUUAGACUGCCGUUAAUGUUUGUGAGCUAAACAAUUUAAAAACAAAUUAAAUUUAAACAAAUCAGUGCAAAAUAGGCUAUACAUAUGUACGGGCUUUAUAAUUCAGUUGGGUGCGUAAACACUAGAACAUAACAUCCAAACAAAACACAUCAAAGACGAGCUCUUCGCGUCAAUGAAGCCCUUUUACCUCUGAUGGUUACUCAUCCAAGAAAAUAAAAUAUAAACCACACGUCCCCACUAACUUUGCUUGGGUGGGAGGACAUCCCAAAAGCUUACCUGUAUUAAAUAAAAUUGGCCUUUUGACUUUUCCUUAGGAACAUCUGUUCUAUGGAGUGCUGGGAUAAACAGCGUGUAAAUACUUUAUUCUUAUAUUUGAAUUCGCUUUGCUAUAGUUAAGUGGUCAUCAAAGGAACUAGUCAAGAGAGCCAAAAAUCAGUGGCAGGACGAUGAAAAAAAAAAAUUGAGAGCCGAAUUUCUUUUCAAGAAACCGUAAAGAACCUCGUUUUAGGAGUCAAAACCGAUUUUUUGCUGGCUGGACGAGACACACUCAGGUCGAUAAAAAAGUCGAAUGCCGCUCACGAGCCGCGAUUUUCCGACCAAUGGUCUAGUUUCUAGGGAAAUUUUUUCUUAGUAAUUAUUCUUACAGCAAGAAAUUUUAUUAAACAUGAUAAAACGUAACGUUUCUCGAAUACAUUUAGUGACAGCAAUUUACUGAAUCCUCUUUUAAUGCCAUGUUUCGUCUUAUCAAAAAAUAUUUUUUUUACAUAAAAUUGGUCGAUUUCGAAUCAUCCAAAUACUUAAUUUUACCUCAUUUAAUGUAACAAGUCCAAGUGUGACCCAUAUUGGCCAGAUAAAGGUGAGACGACAUUUGGAGAAAUACGUGUCAGACUGGCUGCUACACAAGUCUUUGCUGAUUAUAUUAUAAGGCGUCUUCAACUUUACAUGGUAAGCUAAUGUGUGACACUGGUGUAUUUAUUUCAUCAUGAUAAAUAUAUUUUUUUUCUUUGUAAAUGUUGUAGAUUUAUUGUAUAGUCAACCAACAUAACAUUUUAAAGAGGUUUUUUAUAUUAAUCCUUUUAAAUGCACAUAUUAUUAUCUUAUUUGAAUAUUCGUAUGUCCCACCAGCUUUUACACCAACGAUGUAUUUCACUAUUUCAGAAAAACAAUUGAAAAUAUUACGCAACAAACGCACCUUUGAUAUUUUUGUUGAAAAAACUCAUUUAGCGCAGUUAUCAGGACUUUUAUCUUGUGAAAUCAGUGGCAUCAUUUUUUUCUUCAUCUUCCUCUUGAAAAACGGGGAAAAAACAGAUUUUAAGGGUUGAACAUAAUAAUAAGUUGAACUUUUUUUGGCAUCAGCUAACAAUCAUAUCCACAAAUCCAGGACUCCCAACCAAUGCAUCCAGUGACCCAGUUUCACUUCACAUCCUGGCCAGACAAGGGUGUACCAGAAAACCCCUGGGCUCUAGUUGACUUUGAACAAAGAGUGGCGGCAACUGCAACCAAAAGGCCCAUUGUGGUUCACUGCAGGUUGGCAAAUAUUUUUUAACAUAACCUUUUGACAUCUGUAAUUAAUGUUGGGUGGGCUAUUGUAAUGAGUGAUAUAGAACAUUUCAUUUGGGUAGUGGAGAAAAUGUUUCCUUGUAAUAGAAAAUAAAACAGCUAGGUUUUUUAAUAUACAAAUCCUAAAUUGAAGUUUUUUUAUGCAAAAAAUGUGCUAAAGUAAAACGGUGAUUAAAGUUUAAAAAUUUAAAAUUUCUCUACAUGGUAAAAUAUAUCUUUUAUUGUUGAGACUAUCAUUUUCAAAUAAUGAAAAAAGAUAUAAUCUCCAAGUCCGUUCUUUGUUCAAACAACUUGACCUUACGUUACAAUAUUUCAAAAAAGUUUAUUGCAUAUGAUGUAAAUAAUAACUUAGCGUUUAUGUUUUCCUCCAUGUCAGUGCUGGUGUUGGCCGUACAGGAACAUUCAUAGCUCUACGUAACGUAAUGAGAGAAGCUGAGGAUACACAACAGAUGGAUUUUUUCAAUACAGUGGCCAAACUCAGGCAGGACAGGACGAUGAUGAUACAGACAGCUGUGAGAUAUUAGAACAUCACAUCCUUAACAUGUCUUAUGUGCUAAUUUUCCUUAUGUGCUGUAUAUAGUGUAUUAUAUAAUAUAACUUAUUUCUAAUGAUCUUACAUUUUUUAUAAACACAUGUACGGGAAUUAAUUUGCUGAAUGAAAACAAAACUAAUCUAUCUUGAUACAAUGAUGAUCAAAGAUGCUGAAGAAAAUCCAAUUUUGUUUGCAAAACUUAAAUAAAAGAUUAGCACCUUCCUUAUAAUUUUAGGUACUAUGAGAUAUACCAUAUUUGCAAGCUUAUGUAUUUGUGGAUAAAAUUUUAGCAUAAUUUACAUUUAUGACCCUUUUGAAUAUUGAAUUGUUACUAGAUGCUGGGUUACCCUUAAGUAACAAAAGAACGAAAACUGUCCGAAACUUGGAAAUAUCACUAUACUCUUAUGGAUAUGAUGUUUAUAAUAUUUCAGGAACAAUAUGUAUUCUUGCAUGAGGCUGCCAAGGUUGCAAUGACCUGUAUAAAUACAACUAUAACAUCCAAUAAUAUUGCUAACAGGGUUCAUCAAUUGGAGAAAAAGUCCAUCUCUGGUACAUCUGAAAUGGAAAAAGAGUUUGAUGUAAGUUUUUAGACUAAAGCUACAUACAAUGAAGGUUGGCAGUGACACAUUCUAAUUUGCUUUAUUUGUCCCAAAUUAACAAUUUUCAAUGAGAAGUUUAUAUAAUAAGUGUAAGAAGUUAUUUUAUUUUUGGAUUUUAUUUUUGAAGAUUCUCUUGCUUGCUGAUGUAUUUUGUUUUUAUUAUUAAAUGACUAAAACCAAUGACCUAGUUUCAGUGGCUAUAAAUCAUUUCGUAUUUGUUCUUUUUUUAAGAUUAGCCUUUAAAUUUGAAAUAGUAUGAUUUUGCUUAAGGACAAACAAACUUUUUAUAGCUGUAAUCUUUGCGUUAUAUAUAUAGGCAGUAUGCAGUGUGUGUUUGGAGGAAAGUCAGUUUACAGAUGAAGAAGGUUCAGCUGGAAUCAUGUACCAAAACAGUCGAACUGUCUCCAAUAAACUCAAAAACAGAUUUGGUAACAUCCUGCCAAGUAAGCUUGUAUAGUUAUAGUAAAAAUAGCACAAUGCAGAGCUUCUUUAACAAGGGUGUUGUUGACAGUAUCAAGGGGGGCUGUUAAAUAGAAAAACAGGACAUUUUACAUUUUUUCUUUGCAUUGAUUAUGGUGAAGAGUACAUAACAUAUGUUCUAAAAUCAAGAAAUGGAGGCGGACAUUUAAAAAAAAAAAUAAUGUGCGUUUGCACUGCAAAAGGUUAAGAACUCCGCUGAUAAAAUCAAACAAAAAAAUAAGCUAAAGUUUUUUUAAGUCCCCUUUUCUUACAUACUUAUGAUUAUUUGAAUAUUUCCAACGUAUGUAAAAUGAGAAAAAAUAUAUCAACUCUGCAUAAUCAUUAUUUUUUAAUAACACUUUUGUUAUAAAUGAAAAUUUCGGUAAGUGUAUUUAUUUUUAUUCACUUUAGAGGAAAUUUACAGGCCUGUACUCAUGUGUGAAUCCAGUGACAUGGACAAUUACAUCAAUGCUGUGUUAACACCGGUAAUUAAAUUCAUAUGUUUUCAAAGUUUAUACGCUGACUACUGUAAGAAGUAAUUUACCCAUAUUUUGUAGAAACAUUUAAAUGUAGGCCAAUACGUGUCUUAAUGAUACAUCUUAUCAUAUUCAUAUUAAAUUUUGAGAUAAUAGAAAAAAAUAAGUACUUUAUAAAUAAUGAUUAAUAUGGGAUGCUGCUUUUUCAGAGUAUCAGACAGAGAAAGCAAAAUAUCAUCACACAACUUCCACUCCCAACAACAGUGGUGGACUUCUGGCGUCUCAUUACUCAGAUGAAAAUUUCUCUAGUUGUUGCAUUUGAGGAAGAGUUACAGGAUAAAGAUUCAGUAAUUUUAAUAUUUUUUUAAAUGUAUAUAUUUACUCUCAUUGAUCUGUAAUGUAUACUUAUGUUGCUAGCUUGAGUUUAAUGUAACGAAUUCAGGUUAAAAAGUAUUAAAUGAAGACAUCGGUCCUUUAUUUUUGCAUAUUAUUCAGUUUUACACUAGCAGUAGAAGUUCACUCAUUGAUUUCUAGCAUUCAAAUAUACAUCAGAAACUCCGCAAAUAGCCGAAUAUUUCCGCUUCAAAGUCGAGUUGCGUUAAAAAAAAAUUAGCUAUAGCCCUUAUUUUUUUUAGUAAUUACUGGAGUUCAUAUUAAAUGUGAUGAAAAAUUAUUGAGUAUUAUAAAAAAUUUUAUUAAAUUAAAUAGUACAACUUUUUCUAACCAUUAUUAAUUUUAAAAUAUUUUUUGAAGUCUAAAAUUAAAAAAGCCAGCAGUAUUUCGUUCAGGAAUCUCUCUGACCCCUCGCAGGAACGUCUCUCCUCAAGAGGGACGAAACUAUGACUGAGCCAAAAAAAUACACAGGAACGUGUACCACUACAAGAGUGAAUUCAGGUUACUUGCCGUAACGCGCUGAUUAAUGCCCUGCCUCCACCCCAUCCAAUUAAAUCUUUAAAUUUUCAGUCUCAAUAAAAAUGUCCUUAAAGAAGAACAAAUUCAGUUAUACGCCAAAAUGCACUUCUUGUUUUUGAACUUAUCAAAUGGCCCAGACCGCUUCCCACUUUCUAUUGUGGGAUGUCAGCCAUCUUGAUUUCUGUCAUAUCGGUAACCAAAAAAUAAGAGUCUCAGCAUACUUUUAACUACCAAAAACAAAACAAAAAAACAACAAAAAAUAAAAAAAUACAAACUAAAAAACAAAAUAAAAUUUAAAAAAAUUAGCUGGGAUCAAAAGCAUAAACUAAUGCAGCGGUUCCCAAAAAGUGUAAACAAACCCUUGGGGGCAGGUUGGUGAUCUUAUGGCCUACGUAAUCAUUUUCGACCAUCUUCUCUAGAUGUCCAAAUUAUAAUUUUCUUUAUUUAUCAAAAGCUAAUAGUGAAUGUUUAUAUUUGUUUGAAAAGUAAAGAUCAUGCUGUUCUAAUUACCAUUUAGACAAUAGGCGAGUAUCUGCCAACCAGUGACAAAGAAAAAGCCAGCUUCCCUCCAUUUCAAGUUAGUAUGGGAACAUUGCAGCAAAGCUCUGACUGGGAAGAAAGAAAGCUGAUUGUAACUACCUCAAAUGUAUGUUGUACUAUAAUUUUUUCAACUUUAACAAAUAUUUUCUAAUGCGAUGCUAACAAUAGUGUACUGCAGCAAUGAAGCUUAGGAGCUAAAAGAGAUAUCCAAGAAUAGAUUAGAAACAAAUGUGCCCCUUGAUAUGAGUUUAAUAGGAUUGCAAUCAUAAUUUACAAUUUACAAUGUCUGUAAAAUGACAUCAUUUAUAUCAUAAUUUUUCUGUUUAUUGUUUGCUAUCAUUAUAUAGGACACGGAGGAGCACAGCCUCAUUCACUUCAGAUACACACAAACUUCUACAGAUCCAAAGCAAUUGUUGCCAUUUAUCAAACAAACAAGGACAUACGAUCCAAAGCAGGAUGCCAGGACUUUGUACAUGUGCAGGUUGGUUUAAAUCACAUUAACUUUUAUAAAUAUAAGGAACCACUAACAUGUGGGUAGGUAGGUUAUUUAUAGAUAUGCAUUGAAUAUUUUCAUUCACAGGACAUAGUGGUAGUAUUGUCAGCCCAUCUUUUUGUCUUGCAGAAACGGUGCUACAUUCAGUGGUCUGGCCUGUGUCUUGACUCUCCUACUGGACAGAAUGGACAAUGACCAGCGCCUGACUGUUCCACUCGUCGUUGGUGCCAUCAAGACUAUCCGCACUCAGGUCAUCCCAACUUCGGUAAUAAUACUGUUUUACUCAAUAACUAAGCGUAGCCGAAAUGUGUAUUACAUAAAAAUAAAUUAGAUCUAAACAUGAACAUUUCUUGCUUUUAAAAAAAAAAUAAAUAAUAUAUUAAAAUUCUUAAGAACUACGAUGUUGACAUUUUAGAAAUUUUCACGGAUUAAAAAAAUAAAAACAACAUAUAAUCCAUGCCCACUUGUUAUGGACGAUUUUUGUCUGUUAAAUAUUUUACUUUUCUAAAAAUGUUUUAUUUUAAUAUAUCAAGAAAAGACGAUACUGUAUUAUUGCAAUUUGGUAUAUUAAUUGAUCUUAUGAAUUAUAAAAAGGCAGUUUGAUCGAUGAAUAGAUUUUAAAUAGAUUUUUGGUCAGUCAGCGAAUGGCCUGAAAAAUUAUGUUUAGAAAAAAAGUUUGUGUGUUUGAAACAUUUUGAUCGUGAACAAAAUAACAAAAAGAAGACCCUUGUAGGUCUAUGUGACAGCUGGAAUAAUAUAUAUAAGGACAUUAAUUGUCAUUGGUGAAAGAACGAUCCUUAAAAAUGUAUAAAGAUAUUUUUUUAAACAUGUGAAGUUUGACUUGUAGAUUUAUCGAUGACGCAAGGGACUACGUUGUAGCCGAUAGCAUGAAAACCGCAGAACUAGCUAUGUGAAAACUUGACAUAAAAGACAACAACCUGAAAAUAUCCUGAAAAUGUCUGCUGUUAGCUUUCACUGGCAGACGAAGGAAUAAGGAAGAAAAUAAAAUGAGAAACAUUUUCGAUUUCCGUGGUUUUAGUUUCAAUUUUUUUUAUUGCUGUUUCCGCUCAAAGGCUCGCUUUCGUUUGGUCAAUUCUAAAUCCGCCAAUGCAACCAUGGCUUUGAAAUAUAGCAUGCGUUAGCUCUCUAAUUUUUACCAUACGGAGAAAUGGAUUUAUUAAGGUCCCUGCGGAUCUGGAUAAAGACUGGGUACGGGCUGCAAAAGGACACUUAACUACCUAUGCAUUGACAACAACCAUAGAAAGUGAUGGUUCGUUUUUGUACCCAUCUCCGGCUGCGAUACUUUGAGCCUCGUGAUCUAAAGAACUUAAAAUGUAGUGAGAUGACAAAAAUGAACGAAGACAAUUAAAAUACAGAGAGUCAUACUACCUCUACAUGCAGUGUUUUUCAACCUUCGCAAUGGCGCGACGCUUCAAUACAGUCCCUCAAGUUAUGUCAAUCCCCAACGAUAAAUGCAUUCUCGAAGAUACUUCAUAAAUAUCUGUAUUCCGAUGGCCUUCGGCGACCCCUGUGUAAGAAACGUUCAAACCCCCUAAAGGGGUCUCCAACCACGGAUUGAGAACCUAAGUUGUUUUUUAAGCCAAAAAUAAAAACAAAAACAAUUUGCAUUCACAAUAAAUAUUUUUGUAAUGUUUUGGUUUAUUGGAGAACAAAUUCAUUAACAUUGCAAUUGCUGAAAUUAAAUUGUUAAAAGUAGAAAUUAUUUUAAUGGCUGACAUGUUUCCCAUACGAUGACAUUUAACUUUGUAGCUUUUCGACUCCGUUUCAAGAUACAUAUUUUCGGUGUUCAUUCAGCGCUUCAACUGACUCUAGGCUACUUAACGCUGUGGUCGGCAAACUCAUGAGUCAAAAAAGCCAAAAAUCAGCAGCAGGACGAUUGACAAAUUUUUGAGAGCCAAAUUUAUUUCAAGAACCAUCAUUUUUCGCAGUUUGUUUAAAGUAGCUGCUAAAAACUUAACACAACCAACAAUAAUAAUGUAAUAAAAAAUGUAUUUAUUUAUUGACACAAAAUUACAAAACACACAUUAAAGCCUAAAAUCAACAAGAUAUUAUAACAAUAAUCUUAUUGAAAAAAAAAAUGAAUUUAAUGUGAAUUGUAAGCUUGCAUUUGCUUGGAAGGUUUUGAUAUGUCUGGUUUGUAUGUUGGUUGUUUUUAAAUUCCAGCCGAAUUACAGAGUCUCAUCAGUAACACGAUUUCUUAAUUUACUCUUGAUGAGGUCCAUGCUUGAAAAUGAUUGUUGGCAUGAAUACGCAGAACGUAAGUGCCGCACUCUGGUCGCUAAAGAGCCGCAUGUUUUACCGACCACUGAUUUACCGGAUUAGAAAUGCAUUAUUUUCAUUUUUUUUCAUUCACCCCUGUGUGGAUCUUUACUUGAACACAUUAAUAUGGGGAAAUAGGAUGAGAGACUUGAAUUGAAACAUGUUCACGGCCAUAAAUAAAACAACAGGUUCUUAUGGGUAUAAAUACACUUAUGUAUGGGUUUUAUGAUUGUUUUUUUUUUUAGCGGGGAGUGGGGGGGGGAGGUUACAAAUCUUGGUUCCUAGUACAAUGACCCAAGGUAUGCCCGUAGCUUUUAUUAUUUAUAUAAAAACUUUGUUAGUUAUUUUGUAUUUGUUCUGCAGUUUUAUUGAUACACAGCUGUAAUGUUAACAAUAUUUUUUUCCUUCAAUUUCUUUCUUUUUUUUUUUUUACAAUACCCACUUACUGUUAUCGUUUAUAAACAUUUGAAAUAUUUGUUUUUACAUGCAAUGUUAACCACCUGAUCUUCCUCAAAACAAUUAAAGCUUUCACUUCAAAAUUUGGAGACCUUAGUUUUAUUUUUUGACAGCGUUUGAUAAUGUAACGUGUAUUAAAUAAUAUUUUCAUCAUUUUACAAAUAGACAGAUAAAAGGGUGAGAAUUGUGCAUGAUCGUAUGAAUAGCAUAUUAAAUUUGUCUAUAUAAACAGUUAGCUCUUACUUUAAAACUAUUUAGUCGAAUACCACUACAUUUUACUUUUCUUGAUCUUUUAGGAACAAUACAAGAUUCUUUAUCAGGUUCUACAAAGGUAUAACGAAACCAACAGCGUCUACUACAACUUCAGUGAAACCAAAUUGUCAGUUGUACCAAAUGAUGAUGCCAAAGAAAAUAUAGUAUAUUCUGGGAAUGAAGGCACAGAAUAUGCCAAUUCAAAGGUGUGACUCAUACAAGAUAGUCUCGCAUCUUCCAAUGAUCAAAAAAUAAUUCACAAGAUUAAACUAAUGUUAUUAUGAUGGGCUACUCUUUGACUUUAAGAUAUAUAUAGCUGUUUUGAAAAAAGACUACUUUUGAUUAAAAAUUGUUUUUAAAGUGGAUUGUGAGAACUUCUAAAAUAAUCAGACUGAUCUGGUUGAUUGUUGUUUUUCAUUUUAUGCGUGUGCCUACUAACAACAUACGCUUUAUAAAUGUGUUCUUCUAACUCAAAGUCUUGAAAUAUAUUAUUAUGUUGGUUUUAAUUUUUUUUUUUUUUUUUUUAACUUUUUAGACUGAUGGUUUUUAUUUUAUCCCAGAAUUCAACUGCAACACGUUAAUUGUUUACAUUACUUUUAUUUAGUAUGGCAUCUCAUCUAUGUAAAUUUAAAGUCUUGAAAUAUAUUAUUAUGUUGGUUUUAAUUUUUUUUUUUUUUUUUUAAACUUUUUAGACUGAUGGUUUUAAUUGUAUCCCAGAAUUCAACUGCAACACGUUAAUUGUUUACAUUACUUUUAUAUAGUAUGGCAUCUCAUCUAUGAAAAUUAUUUCUCUUAUAUCAGAUUUUUACAUAUUAUAUAAACUAUUCAUCUACGAUCAGUUUACAUAUAUUUUUAUUUUAAUUUAAUACACACAGUAAAUAUAAAGCUGUAAUCAAUCAUAACAACUAUUUUUUUUUUAUUUCAUUGAUUCAUGUUUUACUGCUUUCAUUUUCAAAUCUAAACUGGGAAAAUAUAUAUAUGCAUAAAUGAUUGCAAUAAUUUCUUAAUAAUAUAAAAAUUUGAGCUAAAUAAAUAAUAUAAAAAUUUGAGCUAUAUUUAUACUUGAUAUUUGUUAAGAUUGCAAUUAAAUGAAUGUGAUAUCAAUAAUUAUUACUUUGACACCUUAUUAGAAAAAAAAAUCCAAGUAUUUCCUUUGAAAGUCAGUCUCCCCAGUCCAUCUCUCGAACACGUUCACAUUGAAAGCAUUCGUGGGAGGCACUUUAAGCUGUAGAAUAUUCUGACAGAAGUUGGAAAAUAAGACAUAACUUACGGGCAAACCUGAAAUAAGUCUUUAAAAAGCAAACGUAUCAAGAAGCCUUCUUUAGAAAAUUUUUUUUAUAGGAUUUAAAAGGGUUAAAAAAUAACAUAUCUUAUGUUUUUACCUUGUUUACUUAAAAUUUAUGAAAGUUACAGACGUGGAUUUUACCCUGGAAACAUAAAAUAUCAAAUUACCUUUGUUCUAAAUUAAUUUUCUCGGAACUUUCUUAUGAUUACGUAUGGUAGCUGAUCCUCAAUAUUUCUAAGACAUUUUAUAUUUUAAAAAAAACCUUCAAACCCAUGUGCUAUUUUUCCUAUCAUGUUGAUAGUUCAGCAAACGGAUAUAUCUGUCAGUAUAAUGAUGGUGUACGGUUUUAGUUUUACUUUGUUGGUCAAAUUUACUGUAAACUAUUUAUUUGAAAUAUGUCAGAUCCCGUACAAACUCUAUUUUCAAUUUUAUUUAGAUAACCAUGUAGGAUUUUGGACUGCUAAUGCAGUGACAGGGGGUAAUAUGUAGGAUUUUGGACUGCUAAUGCAGUGACAGGGGGUAAUAUGUAGGAUUUUAGACUGCUAAUGCAGUGACACGGGGUAAUAUGUAGGAUUUUGGACUGCUAAUGCAGUGACAGGGGGUAAUAUGUAGGAUUUUGGACUGCUAAUGCAGUGACAGGGGGUAAUAUGUAGGAUUUUGGACUGCUAAUGCAGUGACAGGGGGUAAUAUGUAGGAUUUUGGACUGCUAAUGCAGUGACAGGGGGUAAUGCUCCUGCCUGAAAAUUUCCCAUAAUAUUGAUUUCGAACUACAAGAAUUGUAUCACAAUCGGGUCAAAUAUGUGUAAUAAUUUUGCAAAUAUGUUAAAUUAUUUGAAAUAUUAAAUUAAUUAACUUUAAUUGAUUGCUAGUUACAUUCAUGUUCAAUAUGUAAGUAGUAAGUAAGGACGUUUAUUAAAAUAUAUAUUAAAAAUUCACCCAUAUAUCCAAAAUAAAUGAAAUCAUCACUGCGUGUACAUUUCAUAUAAUCUUUAUCAAUAGUUUUUCAUUUUCUGUGGCAACAAAUGUUAAUUAACAAAAUUUGGCGUGCGUUAAUCUAGUUAAUUUGACACUUCUUAGCGCCAUUAGGAAGUGACAUAUUGUGUCGUGCAUUUAAUGUAGCUGUAACGUUGUAUUUCUAGUCUGUUUUUCGUGCACGUGCCAUUGGUUUGACAGUUGAAGUCCGAGCAUAGCGCGAGACGGUUGUACUAUAUUCUUAUAAGUAGAGCUAGCUGCAUUAUACAUGUGUUUGAUUCAUUGUACACCCUGAAUAUGGA
Messenger RNA from Lymnaea stagnalis (great pond snail), 42143 nucleotides. The record is from the annotation of a GenBank genome assembly. Lineage: Eukaryota; Metazoa; Mollusca; Gastropoda; Lymnaeidae.